Messenger RNA from Capronia coronata CBS 617.96, 336 nucleotides. RefSeq lists its product as uncharacterized. The transcript has a single exon. The coding region runs from base 1 to 336 and encodes 111 amino acids. NCBI's taxonomy places the organism in Eukaryota, Fungi, Ascomycota, Eurotiomycetes, Chaetothyriales, Herpotrichiellaceae. The record is from RefSeq and is a predicted model, not a curated record.
AUGUCUUCCACCGCACCCUUGGCGGACUGGCUUGUUCACAUCCCCGACAUUCCCGGCGCGCUAGAGAAGCGUGUUGCCGCCCGUUCUGAUCAUCUGGCUGGAGUGAAGCCCAAGGUCCAGUCGGGCACAGUGGCCUUUGGCGGAGCGACUUUGGCCAAGCAUCCGGGUCCGGGCGAGUCUCUAGCUAUGACGGGGAGUGUGAUGCUCUACAAGGCAGAGAGCGAGGAGAAGGUCCGAGAAUUGUUGGAGGAUGAUCCCUACACCAAAGUUGGAGUUUGGGAUGUGAAGAAUGCAACGAUCUACCCGUUCUUCUGUGCGGUCAGGACUCCUAUGUGA